GAGAUUUCUGCUCCUUCUCUCUCUACUUUUAGAGUUCCUUCUCUCUCUAAGUCCGGGAUCCAUCUUCGUCCGACCAGGUACGCACUUGUUUUGCUUUUUCACUAAGUUUUUCUUCUCUUUCUUUUAAUAAAAUCGGCCGACCCCCUUCUGUUGAUAAAUAAUGGGGAGCUCGUCCGAGUCAGUGACACCCCCUCCCUCACCUCCUUAUAAUUUAGCCGAGGAAGUGAGAGGUAUGGGAAUGGUAUUGGUGUCAACUUUAAUAAGUUGCCCGGAUCCCUCGGCUGUGCCUGAGGCGCUUUCCCUCCCGAGUACUCCUUCGCAAGCCGAGGAGGAGGAGGCCGAGGGUGCCAUCCCCCUACCCUGGGAGGUGUCCCUGGCCUAUCCCUCUUCGAGGAGUUACUUAGACAAAUAUUUGUCUGAUGGUGUAGUUAGGAUAGCUAUGCCGGGAGAAGAAGGCGAAGCUUCUACAUCCGGUCGGCUCGCGUACCCUGAGAUCGACCCCAAAGGCGGUCCGGGAGCAAAAUUUCCUCUUCCUUCUCUAAUAAAGGCCUUACUGGAGGAUGCCCGAGGCCAAGCAGCAAAGUUCCAAAUAAAGGACCCCUAUUUGUUGGUCCGACCCGAUGCCAGCCACACCAUUCUGAGCCCACCCCCUGGAUGCACCGCCUUUUAUUACAAGGCCAUGGAGAUGGGCUUGAGGUUUCCGCUGACCCAGUUUGAGAAGGAUAUACUGAAUGCAUUCAACUUGUGCCUGGGUCAGCUAUCUCCGAACUCUUGGGGCGGCAUAUUGGCGGUUCAGGUGAUAUGUGAUAUCAUCGGUGUUAAACCGACCCUCACCCUAUGGCGCCACUUGUACAAGCUGUUCGAGAUGCCCGCCGGGGAUCAUGAACCUGGUUGGUGGUGCUUCCAGGCUCGGCGGGGCUACCGAACCGUCCUCGACCUACCCACCUCGCAAAAGGGUUUUCGUCGAGGAUUUGCCUUUGUUUACUAUGGGGGAGAAUGGGGCAUCCCCAUCGUACCUCCAUCUGCCGACCCCAACCACUGCCUCAACUUUAAAGUACCCGAGCUAUCGGAAGACGAAGCAGUGGCCGCCAUCUACAUGCAAUUAGAGGCAAAGAUAGUGGACGGCGGUGAGGUUUUUGUAGCGGGGAAUUGGCUCCCGAGCUGUAAGCUAUUCAAGAAUGAGCACUUCCUCGCCGCGUUCGGCCUGAGUCCGGCCUUCCCCAAGGAAGCUUCUUUGUCCUUUUUGAAGGAAACCGAUCAAGAAAUGGCCGAGCGACUGACUUCCGCUGCUCUCAAGGCCGCUCGGAUCAGGGCCGAGAUGAAGGCAAAUAAGAUCAACAAGCCUUCCAAGCCGAAGGAUCCCUCCAACCCCAAACCAAGGAAACGCAAGGAGAGGGCCGAGGAGAGGGUCGAGCUGACAGAGAAGGCUCUGGCCAAAGCUCGAGCUGAGAAGGAGGCCUCAGCGAAAAAGGCUCGGAAGGAGCCUUCGGUUGAGUUUUCCAUCCGAAUGACCAAGGUGGCCGAAGACCGACUCGCCCUGGUCCAAGAGGUCCUUGAUCUGAAGGAGGCGGCUCAGUCGCACUUUGAUGAGCUGUACCAGGCCAAGGAGGCCAGGCGUUUGGCCGAGCUUCGCUUGGAGGAGGCCAACACCAAAAUUGACAAAGGUGAGGCGACCUGGAAGCAGGAGAGGGAGGAUUGGGAGGUGGAGAGGACCAACCUUUCCUUGGCUAAGGAGAAUGCCGAGUCGGCCAAGACUGCUGCUGAGGCCAAGGUGACCCGGCUUGAGGACGAUCUUGAGAGGGUGAAGUUCAAGCUUUCAACGGCCGAGGCCCAGUUGAAGGAAGCCCAAGCCGCGGCCUCUCGCUCUCAAGAGGAAUGGUUCAAGGUCUGGCAGACUUCGGAUGCUUGCACCGAGUUCUGUGCUGACGUGGGCCAAUCCUCCCAUAAAAUGGGCGAGGACGAGGCCCUUACCAAGCUGAGGGUUGCCCUGGCCGAUUCCUGUCCUUCGGCCGACUGGAACUCGGUUUGGUCCCGCUACCAGGAGCUGGCGGAGGCCGAGGCAGCUGAGAUCCGGGCAAGAAUGGCCGAGGAGGCGAGCUCGGAUGAGGAGGAUGAUGACGAUGACGAGGUGGCUGCCGAAGCAGGAGGGAGCACCGAGCCGCCUCCGGAGAUCGCUGCCGAGCAGCCUACUGCCGACCUCUCAACCAAGGAGCCUUAG
This is a messenger RNA of Beta vulgaris subsp. vulgaris (sugar beet), 2218 nucleotides long. RefSeq lists its product as uncharacterized. The record is from RefSeq and is a predicted model, not a curated record. NCBI's taxonomy places the organism in Eukaryota, Viridiplantae, Streptophyta, Magnoliopsida, Caryophyllales, Amaranthaceae. The transcript is spliced from 4 exons. The coding region runs from base 161 to 2218 and encodes 685 amino acids.